CAUGUUUUGCAUUGCAUUUGUUGUAAACAUUGUCUCAAAUGAGAGUUCAAUUUAAAAGUUUAUUAUUAUUAUUGAAAACAAAUCAUUUUUGAACACAUUUUGUGGUCAAUCAGUCAUUUAAUCCAUGGAUUUAACUGAAAGUCAAAACUGUUUCCAAGAGUUGGUGUCAAAGAUAUCGUCUCAAGAUUUGCCACACUUUUUCCAAUGGAUUCAAACUAAAUAUUUGGUCUCAGACUGUUCGGGCGAAAAGCCAGCCAUCGCUUAUCAAACACUGAACCGUAUCUCUAAUGAUAUCAAACUAAUGGUUCCCAACUAUGGACUCAUGUCUUCAGAAAUGAUCACAUUUCCAGCAGAAGGACAGUUAAUUAAAACUGUUGUC
Molecule: messenger RNA, 379 nt
Organism: Medioppia subpectinata
Lineage: Eukaryota; Metazoa; Arthropoda; Arachnida; Sarcoptiformes; Oppiidae
Source: the annotation of a GenBank genome assembly